Molecule: messenger RNA, 1161 nt
Organism: Rodentolepis nana
Lineage: Eukaryota; Metazoa; Platyhelminthes; Cestoda; Cyclophyllidea; Hymenolepididae
Source: the annotation of a GenBank genome assembly
AUGAAAUCCAAAGGAAGUAUAGCUGAAAUUUCAAAUGUCGAAGAUAUGGGUUCUGAUUCGUCAUCCGAGUCAUAUUUUCAAAUGGGCGACACUACCAGCGAUGAUUUUUUCGCAUAUUGUGAAGCCGAGGAUAAUUAUCAUGACGCAUCUUCUUAUGCUAACGCGUGUGAUUCUGAUAACGAUUCCGAAGCAGUUUCAUCCAUUCCCUCUCGGAAACAACAAAGGGAACGUCGGAAAUCGGAAAAAGAUCGUUUAAAUCGAACUUUAUUUGUUGGCAAUCUGCCUUCUUGGAUCACCAAAAAGGCUCUCCAGAAAUUAUUCAAUGGUGCCCUCAGAGAGUCAGAAAUUGAUUCUUCAAAAUGCAAAGUGGAGUCGGUUCGUAUUCGAGGUGGCGUGUCAACCACUGGUGGGAAAAGCAAUCAGGCUCUUAAACGGGCUGUUAUUCGUCACGAAUUUGCGGCUGGAGACAAGCAUACGCUUAUUGGUUUCGUUGUACUCACUUCCAGAGAUGGCAUUCCUGCUGCUCUAAAGAUUAAUGGACGUUUUCUUACACCUAAAGACGGUUCUUCAGAUACAGGUCGGCAUAUUCGUGUGGAUGUGAGUAAUCGCAAGAAAUACAACAAUCAGAACAGUAUUUUUGUCGGAAAUCUUCCCUUUUCCGUAAAUGAAGAGGAGGUUCGCAACAUCUUUUCACAAUUUGGAGAGAUUAAAGGCGUUAGGUUAAUUCGUGACAGGGCUACCGGAGCAGUCAAGGGGAUCGGUUUUGUAGAAUUUGAGGAUCCCAGCUCUGUUCAACUUGCUGUUCGUCAGUCAGCAGUUACGUCAGAAGGUUCGCAGGCAUUAUGUAUUGGUGGCCGUCAAGUGCGUGUUCAAGCUUGGAAAUCCAUCAAGAAGGCAAAGGAAGGCAAAGGUCAAACUCAUCAAAAAUUCGCGACCAAACGAGAGAAAAAGAAUGCACACACUUCGGCCGUUCGAAUUCCAACAAAUAUACGCGGAGAAGUAGCCAAAAAGGAGUUUAUCAAACGGGCAUUAAAGAAGAGGUUUGAUCGACGGCAGAAAGCUGUGGAACCAAGUGCUGUCGAAGGUGCUAAGAAGGGCAAGAGGGGAGCGAAAAAUAAAAUGAAAAAGGUGCGUCAUAGAGAUCGAGCAAAGAUGGCUUAG